Molecule: messenger RNA, 158 nt
Organism: Funneliformis caledonium
Lineage: Eukaryota; Fungi; Glomeromycota; Glomeromycetes; Glomerales; Glomeraceae
Source: the annotation of a GenBank genome assembly
AUGGCUUCUUCCUUACCAAAUCUCUGUCUUCGAAAAAUAUUUGAAUGUAUUGAGGAGGAUAAACCUUCUUUACACUCGUGUCUUUUGGUGAACCGACACUGGUGUCAGGAAGUCGUACCGAUCUUAUGGAGAAGUCCCAAUGCAUACAUGUCUAAACA